Molecule: messenger RNA, 1806 nt
Organism: Microthlaspi erraticum
Lineage: Eukaryota; Viridiplantae; Streptophyta; Magnoliopsida; Brassicales; Brassicaceae
Source: the annotation of a GenBank genome assembly
AUGUUCCAUGGAUUGCCAAGUGAAGACCCCAUUGACCACCUUGAUGAGUUUGAUAGGCUUUGUGAUUUGACAAAGAUCAAUGGUGUCUCUGAAGAUGCCAUCAAGCUGAGACUCUUUCCUAUGUCUCUAGCUGACAAAGCUCACCAAUGGGAGAAGAGCUUGCCCCAUGGCACAAUCACCACUUGGGAUGAAUGCAAGAAGGCCUUUCUUGCUAAGUUUUUCUCCACCGGUCGCACAGCCAAGCUUAGAGGAGAGAUAUCCAGCUUCAUCCAGCGAACAAUGAGACAUUCGCAGAGGCUUGGGAGAGGUUCAAAGGGCUACACAAGUCAGUGCCCACACCAUGGAUUCAACAAUGAAUCACUACUCUCCACUCUUUAUAGAGGAUGCUUGCCUAGGUAUAGGGAGAUGCUAGACACAGCUAGCAAUGGGAACUUCCUCAACCAGGAUGUAGAUGAUGGCUGGCAACUUGUGGAGAACAUGGCCAUAUCAACAGAAUGCUAUGGAGACAAUAUGAGUACAGACUGGAGCUCGACCGCACUCGAUCGAGCUGGAGGCUCAGAUGAGAAAAGACAUGCUUGCACUCAACUCGAAGUUGGACAAACUGAUCCUAGCCCAAUUCCCUGCCAAGCAUGUCUAUGUCUCAGAACAAACCUAGUCAAGGACCAGGAAGGGGAGGAGACAACAACAAGCACUCAAAAAGACAAGGACCAUCUAUGGUCACACAACCAGGCAUGCGGCUACAAAUCAAUCCACACAGAUCCAACCAGCAAGGCACCUCCCAAGUUUCCACCAAGGAUUCACCAAUGCCAUACCCAACCAAGCCAAGAUUGGGAUAUGAAGGAAAUGCUCCAACAACUCCUUCAAGGGCAAGCCAAAGGUUCACUGGAAAUGAACAACAAGCUGGUUGAGAUACACUCUAAACUAGAGUCAUUGACUUCAAGAGUCCAAAUCAUUGAGUCUUCAAGUGCAUCAUCCUCUUCACCACAAGAGUAUGCCCAAGCAGUUACACUAAGAAGUGGGCGACAAUUCCAAGCAGAGAACUCGAUCGAGCUGGAGAAACUGAGACUGCAAGACAAACCAGAGCUCGAUCGAGCUGAGAAGAGAACAGACAAAGCAAGCUCCAGCCAACCAGCUAAACCUGUUGCAAAGAAGAAAGACACUCCAGCAGGACCACCACCAUACAAACCCCCUCUGCCCUUUCCAGGAAGGUUCAAGAAACAACUGUUGGAAGCACACAAGGCCAAGUUUGAUGAACUAAUGAGACAGCUUGAGCUGAAGUUGCCUUUCAUCGACGCCUUGAUGCUCAUUCCACCUUAUCAGAAAUUUCUGAAGGAUGCUGUUCAGCAAAGAACCAGGGAAGCACAAGGGAUGGUAGUGUUGACUCGUGAGUGCAGUGCAAUCAUUCAGCGGAAGGUCAUCUCCGACAAAAAGGAAGAUCCGGGGAGUUUCACUUUGCCCUGCAUGUUGGGACCCCUAUCUUUCAAAAACAGCCUCUGCGAUCUAGGAUCAUCUGUCAGCCUCAUGCCUUUGUCUGUAGCAAAGAGACUGGGAUAUCACAAGUACCAAGCCUGCGGAAUCUCACUAGUCUUGGCAGAUAGAUCGAUAAGGUUACCAACUGGGAUGCUUGAAGACCUGCCUUUGAGGAUAGGGAAUGUAGAAAUCCCCACCGACUUCAUUGUGCUUGAGAUGGAUGAGGAACCAACAGAUCCAUUGAUACUAGGAAGGCCAUUCCUAGCUACAGCAAGAGCAAUGAUAGAUGUCUGUGAAGGAACAAUUGAGCUAAACUUGGGAAAGGACCUAAGAUGA